AUGGGGAUUCUCGUCUUCUUUCUUGUAAUCAAGGCCACUGUCCUAGUUUCCGGCAUCUCCGUGGCCUACAUAAUUGAGCUACCGGGUGGAGGAUUGGGUGGUUUCAACCCACCAGCCUCAGAUAUUAGCCUGGUGAACGACGAGUGCUGGGAAAAAAUGUUGUGGAGUGUAUAUUUGUUGGUGGUCUGCUGUGCAGCGACCACGCUGGCAUACAAAUCGUAUGAAGGGUAUCAUGUCAUUCGUACAAAGGAAUUGCAAUCUAUUGACGAGGUGAAGAACGUGUUGCCGCUCACCAAGUUGAACGAUUAUAACUUUUUCAUCAACCCUCGUAUUGGUUCCGUGGUUGAAAUUUUAGUGGGGCCUGAACAAACUGAACACUUGCAAAACACUUUAACAACGCUUGGCCUAGCCCCUAGAGUAGUCGUCGAAAAUUUUGAGAGAGAAUUGAGGAAGGAGAGGAAGCAAAUCGAAGAAUUUUCCUUACAGCGUAACUUACUUCCAAGUGAGCGCUAUCUGAAUUUUGAUGAGAUAAUGGAAUAUAUCGAGUUGGUUGCAACAACUCAUCCAGAAAUCGCGACUAUCAUCAAUAUUGGAAAUUCCUGGGAAGGACGGCCGCUCCGAGUCCUUAAACUGUCCAACGGUCCUGGAAAGAAAGCCAUUUUAAUGGAAAGCCUAAUUCAUGCACGCGAGUGGGUUGGCCCACCCACUAUUCUUCACGCAAUUCAUGAGCUGACGAGCAACUUGCUAGAAAACCAGGCCCUGCUCGACGCUAACGACUGGUAUUUCCUCCCAGUGGCCAAUCCCGACGGCUACGUUUACUCCUGGACGGAGGACAGGCUUUGGAGGAAAACUCGCAGACCCAAUAAUGACUCUGAUUGCGUGGGGACAGAUCCGAACCGUAACUUUGAUUACAAGUGGCAAGAUGGAACUACAGACAAGUGUAGCGGAAGUUAUCAUGGGAGCAUGCCGUAUUCAGAACCAGAAUGUGAAGCCAUUGCAAAGUUUAUACUAGACCACAAGGAAAUUACUUUCUACCUCGCGGUACACAGCUAUGGACAGUUGAUUUUGCUACCAUGGGAGGCGGAAAAUCAACAAAAUAAUGAUUUGAAAAGUGUUGCCGAGGACGCGAAACAAGCGAUAGCUGCUGUGAAUGGAACGCAGUAUAAAGUUGGAACUGCUCAUGGAGUGUUAUCUUAUUUUGCACACGGAACAAGCUUCGACUGGGCUUAUGCCAAAGCUGGCAUCCGUUUGUCUUACACGAUUGAACUUUCGCCUAGCUUUGAGAAAUAUAACGAGCAAAAUUUCAUCAUGGACAGCAAACAACUUCCAUUAAUUAAUGCAGAAUGUUGGGAAGCCUACAAAGCUUUUGUUACGCACUUGCCUAAGACAAGAAGGGAAGAAUCGGAGAUUGAAGAUGUAAAUUCAACUACAGAAACUACAACUUUUGGUUGACACUUACUUAGUACAUUAUUUUGUAUUUUUUGCAUUAAAUGGGCUAUGAGCGUGAAUCUCGAUUAUACAGCCUUGUUAAUACAUGAACAAUAAAAAUAAAGAUGAAACUUGAGAAUUAUCACACAA
Cloeon dipterum is the source of this 1578-nucleotide messenger RNA. RefSeq names its product carboxypeptidase B-like. The transcript has 10 exons. Lineage: Eukaryota; Metazoa; Arthropoda; Insecta; Ephemeroptera; Baetidae. Gene Ontology annotation, biological process: proteolysis. The coding region runs from base 1 to 1452 and encodes 483 amino acids. The record is from RefSeq and is a predicted model, not a curated record. Gene Ontology annotation, molecular function: metallocarboxypeptidase activity; zinc ion binding.